This is a messenger RNA of Frankliniella occidentalis (western flower thrips), 3559 nucleotides long. Its product is annotated as nucleolar protein 11-like. Gene Ontology annotation, cellular component: membrane; nucleus. The coding region runs from base 485 to 3436 and encodes 983 amino acids. The record is from RefSeq and is a predicted model, not a curated record. The transcript has 17 exons. Gene Ontology annotation, biological process: transmembrane transport. Gene Ontology annotation, molecular function: transmembrane transporter activity. Lineage: Eukaryota; Metazoa; Arthropoda; Insecta; Thysanoptera; Thripidae.
ACUUGUUCAGUCCGGGACGCGUGUGCGCCGAGUGAUGUGGUGGUAGUGGAGGUGGUGGUGGCGUGCGCCCACCCCACCCCACCACUCCACCGGGCCAAAGGGGGAGGGAAGACCAGCAAACCGAGACGAGGAGGCGGCCCGGGCUGAUUGUGAGGGCAGGAAGGGUAGUAGGCUGGGGGUGGGCUGAGCGCGGGAGGCGCCCGGCGACCCCGCCCCACCCCUCCAUACACGAGAGGGAGGGCUGGUCCCGCGCAGGCCCGCGCGCGGUGGCGUGGUGCGGCCCGCCCGCCCGCCGCCCGUGCGCCUGCCUGCGGGGUCCCGCGCGGCCACCGCGACUCGUCUUAUUUACUGCUUGGGCCCGCAGCAGUGAGGACGCCCGAGCUAGACAGUUGACCACCCGAACGGUUUGCUGUGGCGGCUGUGGCCACGAACUUCAGGGUGUGAAGCGCCGACCAAACAUAAAAUACCCGGAUUUCCGCUAGCGAUGCUAAUGUUAAUGCGGGGCCCCGGACGCUGGUGCGGCCUGCCUGGCCUGCCGCCUCUGGCCUGCCCGGCCCUGGUUCAGCCUCUGCAAGCUCUCAUAGCGCCCUGCCCUGUCUCCACCACCGCAGCCAUGGAGAAGAACGGCGUGAACGGGCACGACGCCAAGGCUGCCGCCGCGGCCCUCGGCUCGCCCAGCCACGGGGUCCAGUCCGGGCCCGAGGGCGGCAGGAUGCUGUUCCAGUACCUGGGCGCCGGCGCAGCCUGCCUCUUCGCCGUCUGCAUGGGCACCACCAUGGGGUGGACCUCCGCGGCGGAACGACUCCAGUAUAGCAACAUUACCGGCUCCGACUGGGAGCUCGGCUCGACCGAGUACUCGCUGGUCGGGGCCUUCAUGCCGCUGGGCGCCCUGCUGGCCGCGCUACCCACCGGCCCGGCCAUGGCCAAGUGGGGCCGCAGGAACAUGAUGCUGGCCCUCAGCCCCAUCCUCUUCUGCGCCUGGCUGCUCAUCAUCUUCGCGCAGAACGCCUGGAUGAUCAUCUUGGCCCGCCUCAUCAUCGGCGCGGCCAUCGGCUCCAUCUCGAUGAUCGCUCCGCUGUACUCCAACGAGAUCGCCCACAAGUCGGUGCGCGGCACGCUGGGCGGGUUCUUCCAGUUCCUGCACACGUGCGGCGUGCUCUUCGCCUAUGUUCUCGGCUGGGCGAUCACAGGUCCGAUGACUUGGAUCAGCGUCAUCUGCGCCUGCGUGCCAGUCGUCGCCGCGUUAGCCUUCUUCUUCUUCCCCGACACGCCGACCUGGUACCUGCAGCAGGGCAGGCCGGAGGAUGCCCGGCGGUCCCUCAUCAUGUUCCGCGGCGAGGACUACCCCGAGCACCUGCUCCAGGCCGAGCUGGACGACAUCAGCAACGAGCUCAAGGCGGCUGCUGAGAACAAGAAGACCCUCAAGGAGGCGUUCACGACGAAAGAGGCCAAGCUGGGUCUCGCCCUCAGCAUGAACCUCAUGAUUGUCCAGCAGCUGAGUGGCGUUAGCGCAGUUGUCUUCUACGCCGCCAAAAUUUUCGAAAAGGCUGGCUCCACGCUGUCCAAGGAGGUCGCCGCCAUCGUGAUGGGCGCUUGCCUGGCUGGCGCCACCCUGGUGUCCCUGUUCCUGGUUGACAGAUUUGGACGCCGGCUUCUUCUCCUGGUGUCCGGCGCAGCGUGCGUCAUAUCCAACGUCAUCCUCGGCAUUUACUUGCUUAUCUUGCUGGCUGAUCAGAAGCAGGCAAGCAGCUGGAGCAGUAAAGACAAACUCUCUGCUCCUGUUAUAUAUGAUGAAGUAGGCAAGCAAUACAUUGCGGUCUUUAACCAGAGCAUUGUUCGGACAUGGGAUAGUACAGAGGUUGAUUUAAAUAAAUUAAAGAAACUAAAGUUUGACCAUCCUAUUCAUUCUAUUUUAAACCGUUCAUCCAAAUCAGAGCCAGUGGUUGUAUUUAAAAAUGGAGCUGCAAUAUCUCUUUCUGCAGCUUUGUCUGACCGAAGAAAAUUGUGGCCUGGGCCUCUUUCCUCUCAUGUGACAAUUAAGGACUGUUUUUUCAUGAAAUUGGAUGGUACAGAUUGCAUAACUUUCGUAGUGGCUCAAGAAAAGGGAGGUGUUAAGCUGUAUAUUUCAGAAGUUGACAGCACAAGUGCCCCGUUGCUGAGUGUGCCAUUGGAACGGGCAGACAAGAAACUCCUUGGUCACACGGUUAUGGUUGUUGAAGGAUCUGUUUCUAUUCUUACCUUAUGGAAUGACGGACAGCUGUAUUCACUUUCCCUGAAGAAAUUUCCUUCCGAACAAAGUGGAGUUGGAUGUGCAAUAUACACUGUGAAAGCAGUCAGCUUAAAGAAUGUUGUAGCUAUGACCCAGAUAUCUACUCAUCAUCUUGCAAUAUAUGGAGCCGACCCAAGUGAAGAAGGUGCUAUGCUUGUAAUAGUAAAUACACAAUUCAUGCUCGUUCAAGCUCAUCAACAUUAUAAGUUAUUCUCAAAUAAUACUAAUCUUUGGAUUAUUGGAACAAGCUUAUUGCUGGUUGUUGGAAACAGUUUGGCUGUGGUUCCUUUCAUACUGGACACAGAACGGCUAUGUGCCCUAAUAGGCUCUCAUAAGCCUUUAAAAUCCAAGUCAAAUGAAGUUGAACAAAUAUUAGAAAUGGAAAAUGUUUCAUGGGAAGAUGCAGAUAACAUAAAAUCCUCAAUUGAAACAAAUGCAGUGAAUAGAAAAGACUGGGUUGGUUUGAAGAGUGUGGAAAAUCUUGUAGCUCAAGGUUAUUCUCAAGCUAUGUUGUGUGAAGAAUUGAUUCCAUUUCUCAUUGAGAAAGUAAAAAUUCAUGAUAUCAUUCAACUUUUGAAAAAGUUGCCAGAUUUUCCUGAGGAGUCGCUUGUUCGCAUUCUAAUCUUCUGUCUGGACAGCCCUGCUAGUGCCUUUAAGUCUAUGAAAAAUCAAAUGGAAAAUGGAGUGGACUCUGAAUUGAUGGAGGUUGAUGGAGAGGAUGACAGUAGAGACAGCCAAAAUGCUUUAGUUGAACUGUCUCAAGGUCAAAGAAUUUUGUUGGACGUCAUAAUAAGAACACCAUUCAGUGAAGCUAUUAUUUUACCAUAUCUUCGUUCACGGUUAAAUCUUCCACACUGCUUGGCCUUAUUACAAUACAUUGCCCAAAGUUUACCACAGACAGCAAAUGUUUCAUACUCUAAGUCACUAUUGAAAUGGUCUGCAGUUCUAUUGGACAGCCACUAUCAACAGUUGCUGCUUUCCAAAGAUGAAUGUGUAUCCAGCACAAUUUUUGCCAUCAAAGAAUUGGUGGAGAGUCAGGUUGAGUACAUGGAAGACUUAAAGGUUUUACAACCCAUUUUAGAGAGAGUAAAAUGUGGACAACUUUUCCAGAAGCAAAACACACUAACUAAUAACUUUUACUCUAUUGAGACGUUGCGAUUAUAUUAAUAUCCAGAUUCAUUAUUCAAUAAAGUAUUGACAAGAUGAUUGUUAUUAAAAUGAACUUGGUGUACUUAUGCAGACUUAUUAUAGGGAUAAUAGCAGAUAAAGCAAUUAAAUAAAAUUGGAAUA